Molecule: messenger RNA, 3734 nt
Organism: Humulus lupulus (European hop)
Lineage: Eukaryota; Viridiplantae; Streptophyta; Magnoliopsida; Rosales; Cannabaceae
Product: cellulose synthase A catalytic subunit 4 [UDP-forming]-like
Exons: 12
Coding region: 1-3036 (1011 amino acids)
Biological process (GO): plant-type primary cell wall biogenesis; cellulose biosynthetic process
Cellular component (GO): trans-Golgi network; plasma membrane
Molecular function (GO): cellulose synthase (UDP-forming) activity
Source: RefSeq, a predicted model, not a curated record
AUGGCUGGUUCUUCUACCACCCGAAACGCCGUCGUCCAAGGUGGUGCUGCCGCUGCCGAGAUGAUGAGAUCAAGUAGUAAAUGCAAAGUAUGUGGUGAUGAGAUUGGAUGCAAUGAAAAUGGAGAGAUGUUCACAGCAGCCUGCCACGACUGCCACUUAUUCCCCGCCGUUAUUUGUCGACCUUGUCACGACCAGACCACUCACGGCGGUUGUCCAAGAGUGGCAGGAGCUGACGAUGAAAGCUGUGAGGAUACUGAUUCUGAUGAUAAUCACUUCGCUAGUUCGGAUACUGAAGACAACAAUAAUAAUAAUAAUAUUAAUGGUAAAAAGCAAUGGAAUGAUCAAGCCUUGUCAGCUGCAGGAAGUGUGAUUUCUGGAGUAGAAAAAUGGAAGAUCAAACAAGAAAAGAGAGGUGAUCUUCUCAACAAUGACGAUGCUAACGAUGAUCAAGAGGUUGAUGAUGACUACCUAUGUAUAUAUACUUGCAGAUUGUCCGAAGCUCGACAACCUCUGUGGAGAAACGUUCCAGUGUCAUCAAGCUUAAUCAGUCCCUACCGUAUAGUCAUCGUUCUCCGCCUCCUCAUUCUCUGCUUGUUCCUCCGAUUUCGAAUCUUGACUCCGGUUUGGGACGCAUUUCCACUGUGGUUGAUUUCAGUGGUAUGCGAGAUCUGGUUCGCCUUCUCUUGGAUUCUCGACCAGUUUCCCAAAUGGAACCCUAUCACUCGCGAGACCUACUUGGACCGCCUCUCGAUUCGUUUCGAGCGCGAAGGCGAGCCCAACCGCCUCGCUCCCGUCGACGUCUUCGUCACAUCGGUCGAUCCUCUCAAGGAGCCUCCCAUCAUUACUGCCAACACGGUUCUUUCCAUCUUGGCUGCCGAUUACCCAGUCGAUAAGCUUUGUGCUUAUGUAUCGGACGAUGGUGCUUCCAUGCUGCUUUUCGAUUCGCUGGCUGAGACGGCUGAGUUUGCUAGGAGAUGGGUUCCCUUUUGUAAGAAGCAUAAUGUCGAGCCCAGAGCUCCUGAGUUUUAUUUCUCUGAGAACAUUGAUUAUUUGAGGGAUAAGGUUCAUCCUAGCUUUGUCAAGGAAAGGAGGGCAAUGAAGAGAGAAUAUGAGGAGUUCAAGGUUAGGAUUAAUGCAUUGGUGGCCAAAGCUAUGAAGAAACCAGAAGGUGGAUGGGUGAUGCAGGAUGGUUCUCCAUGGCCUGGGAACAUCACCCGUGAUCAUCCCGGAAUGAUUCAGUUUUUGCUGGGAAAUGGUGGUGCACUAGAUAUGGAAGGUAAGAAAUUGCCGCGUCUUGUGUAUAUUUCUCGUGAGAAACGUCCUGGUUAUCAACAUCAUCAGAAAGCAGGUGCCAUGAACGCUCUGGUUCGAGUUUCUGCUGUGCUUACAAAUGCACCGUUCAUCUUGAAUCUGGAUUGUGAUCACUACAUUAACAACAGCAAGGCCGUGAGGGAAGCCAUGUGCUUUCUAAUGGAUCCUCAGUUGAGAGAGAAGCUCUGUUAUGUUCAAUUUCCUCAAAGGUUUUACGGUAUUGAUCGUCAUGAUAGAUAUGCCAAUAGAAACACCGUGUUCUUUGAUAUCAACAUGAAAGGUCUUGAUGGGAUCCAAGGACCAGUGUACGUUGGUAAUGGAUGUGUCUUCAAUAGGCAGGCUUUGUACGGCUAUGAUCCACCAGUUUCUGAAAAGUGGCCAGAUAUCACAUGUGAUUGCUGGCCUUCAUGGUGCUGCUGCUGUUGUGGUGGUUCAAGGAAGAAGUCGAAGUCUGAGAAGAAAGAAAGCGAAGACAUGUUUGAUCUUGAAGAGAUUGAAGACAUGUCUGAGAAGAGUGAAAGCGAAGACAUGUCUGAGAAGAGUGAAAGCGGAGACAUGUUUGAUCUUGAAGAGAUUGAAGAAAUGCUUGAGGAUUGUGAAGAGUUGGAGAAAUUAUUGCUCAUGUCACAGAAGAAUUUUGAGAAACGAUUCGGACAGUCACCUGUUUUCAUAGCCUCCACUCUUAUGGAAGAUGGUGGCCUUCCACAUGGGACAAAUAGCGCAACACUUAUUAAGGAGGCCAUCCAUGUCAUAAGUUGUGGCUAUGAGGAGAAAACUGAGUGGGGCAAAGAGAUUGGAUGGAUUUAUGGUUCAGUCACUGAAGAUAUUCUGACAGGCUUCAAAAUGCAUUGUAGAGGAUGGAAAUCAGUGUAUUGCAUGCCAAAGAGAGCAGCUUUCAAGGGAUCAGCUCCUAUAAAUAUAUCAGAUCGGUUGCUCCAAGUUCUUAAAUGGGCUCUAGGUUCAGUCCAAAUAUUUCUUAGUCUUCACUGCCCCUUAUGGUAUGGCUGGGGAGGAAAACUAAAACUGCUUGAAAGACUUGCUUACACCAACACCAUUGUCUACCCUUGGACUUCCAUCCCUUUACUUGCCUACUGCACCAUUCCUGCUGUCUGUCUUCUGACCGGAAAAUUCAUCAUCCCAACGCUUAAUAAUCUUGCCAGCAUAUGGAUCUUGGCUCUUGUCCUCUGCAUCAUCGCCACUGGCAUUCUCGAGCUCCGAUGGAGUGGUGUUGGCAUCGAGGACUGGUGGCGCAAUGAACAAUUCUGGGUCAUUGGUGGUGUCUCUGCACAUCUUUUCGCCGUCUUCCAAGGCCUCCUCAAAGUCUUGGCUGGAGUUAACAACAAUUUUACAAUGACAUCAAAGGCAGCCGACGAUGCUGAGUUUGGGGAACUCUACCUCUUCAAAUGGACUACCCUACUCAUCCCACCAACCACCAUUAUAAUAAUGAAUAUGGUUGGAGUUGUAGCUGGAGUUUCUGAUGCCAUUAACAGCAGCUAUGGUUCAUGGGGUCCUCUGAUCGGCAAGCUACUUUUCACCUUCUGGGUCAUUCUCCAUCUCUACCCCUUCCUUAAAGGUUUGAUGGGAAGACAAAACAGGACUCCCACCAUUGUUGUGCUCUGGUCGGUUCUUAUGGCUUCAAUCUUCUCAAUGAUUUGGGUUCGAAUCAAUCCCUUCUUGCCUAAGCAAACUGGACCAAUACUCAAACAAUGUGGGGUGGAGUGCUAGACCUUCCUCUUCGAGGAAUUUGUGUGUAGUUGUUUUCAAUGGCACCUUCGUGGAGGCUGUCAACCAACUCGGUGGCAGCGAAAGUAUGCAAUUCUAACCCGUUUAGUUUUUAAAAGUCAUAGAGCUUUUGCUUUUAUCAAAUUGCUUCUUUCUGAAUUUCAGGAGCAACUCCUAAGGGUCUUAAAGGUCAUGAAAGUUGAAGGCUUGACUAUCUAUCACGUCAAAGCCACUUGCAUGAAAAUAUUCUAUAUUGUUGGGCUGUAUUUACGCAUAUAUUGUAUGUGUAUUAUCUUUUUGUCUGAUAGGAGAACUUGUGUUCUAGCUAGAUACAGACCUGAAUCAUCAGAAGGUAUAUUACAAUUCUCUCAACUGAGCAAGAUGCAAGUAGAACCAGUUCCCAACCCCCAAAGCGUCCGAGAACAAGUGGAUAAGCAAUGUCUUCCCUCAACUUUGCAUUAGCUUGAAUCUGACUUGAGUGAGCCAAGCUUCAGUUCAGCUGUUGAUGGAAAGAGGUUUUAAGACUUAAGGUCCUUCUCUUGUGUUCCUACUAGUGUCAUAAUAUAAUUAUUAUUAUCAUGGGAUUUGUCACAUAUUUAGUUUAUAUAUAUUUAGAUGAUAAUUUGAAGCUUGUUACAAGUUUUGUCCCUACUAUUUUUUAUUUACUUAGUAACUCGAUCCAUUCUUGCCUUUUGAGGUCA